Messenger RNA from Labeo rohita (rohu), 2160 nucleotides. RefSeq names its product V-set and immunoglobulin domain containing 10 (gene vsig10). The transcript has 9 exons. The coding region runs from base 224 to 1804 and encodes 526 amino acids. The record is from RefSeq and is a predicted model, not a curated record. NCBI's taxonomy places the organism in Eukaryota, Metazoa, Chordata, Actinopteri, Cypriniformes, Cyprinidae.
UUCCGGGAAAGAGCGCAAGUAAACAGGUUGAAGAUGGACAAGAAUCAAACGUGACACAAAAUAUACUGGAUUCGAAGCCAAAAGCGAUUUUUAGAAAGUUUAUGAUUUUAUUUUGAUCAUUUCUGGUUAUUUAUUUAAUUCAUAGAAAAGGGUUUGAUGCGUUUGCCGGGAAACAAAAGGAAACUCCAUCGAAUUGGCAGAAGAAAAUAUUUUAUUCCAUAAUAUGAUGCGAUACCGUGACAAUACUAAAAUGAUAAUAUCUGCAAUACUUCUAUAUCUGCUUCUUCUGUCACAUCAAACAGUGUCAGAAGAGCAGGUGCGAGAGAAGGGUGAGAAUACUAUACUAGAGUGUCUUGACCAGCCAGUUAACACGUCUUCACUUUAUCGUUGGAAGAAAAAUGGGACUGUUGUUGCAACCCAAAACCCCUCUAAGCUAUCAGAGCAUCUUUCCAUUUCAAACAAUGGGUCUCUUCAGAUCAGUGCCCUUCAGAAUACAGAUGAAGGCCAGUAUGAAUGUGAAUCCCAAACAAAGGAUGGCAGCUCAUGGCAAACUCACUCAAACAUCCUGCUUCGAGUUGCCGAGGGUCCAACUAGUGUCUCACUGGCCGUAAAACCAGCAACUCUCCUACCGAAUGGAACAUUAUAUGUCCAGAAAGGUUCAGAUGUGUAUUUGAACUGCUCCAGUGAGUCUUUUCCCACUCAAAACUUGACAUGGACUGUUGAAGACUUAGCGCUGGACAAUUAUGACAGGGCGUCUGGGAACAAAUCGUUCCUUGGGUUCUCCAUAGAAAACAUCCAACCAAGCGAUCAAGGGAUCUACACCUGUACAUCCCAAAAUACACUCUCCAAGACAACUGUGAACAAGAGCCAGGAGCUGCUAGUUUACUAUGCUCCGGAGAGGCAUCCAGAGUGCCUUUGGGAGGUAGUAAGCGAGCCAUCCGAUGUCUUGUUCAUAUGUAGUUGGUUUGGCGGUUACCCUGUGCCCACUCUGGACUGGCAUGAGGUCCUUGAAGAAAGUGUAAUAGCCAAGGGUCCCACGAUUAACUCCACAUCACAGAAGACAGAACUUUUGAAGGUCCACGUGAAUAGGUUUAUAUUGUGUGAUGGAGAGGAAGUUAAGUGCAUUGGACAUCAUGUGACUGGAGUGAACAGUUCCUGCUCCUUUAAGCUCAAGAUGCCAUAUCCAGUAGGAGAUCCGAUGGUAACCGCUCUGAAGGGGAGUAAUAUCACUAUCAGCUGUACAGAGGUUGACUCUCUGCCACCAGCUAAGACUGUCUGGAUGCGAAAGGACAAAAUCAUUAACACCACCUCCAAAUAUAUUGUGUCUGAUAAUAACCCCAACUACAAACUCACUAUAAUCAAUGUAACAAAGGAGGAUGAAGGGACCUACUUCUGCCACAGUGAAAACCCUCUUGGCAGAAGAGAGCUGGAAGUCUAUCUGACUGUGAAGACCUCUGCAGGUAAUGGAGGGGCCGUAGUUGGUGUCUUUGUUUCCAUUUUAAUAAUGAUGAUUGGAAUCACUGUCGGUGUGACAGUAUAUUCAAAGCGAGAUAGAAUUUGUAUUGGUUUAGGAUUUAGUCAUUUAGAUGAUGACAGAGGGGAUGUACUGAGUUUAGUAGACUCAGAUGAAGAGGAAAUUUUCAGUGAUACUGUUCCACAACUCCCUCCGGUGACAAACGGACAUGCAACCACACACGUUGAGAUUCACAGAAUACCGUCCAGUUAUCAUGAUGAUAAUGCAGACAGUACCAUUCAAACACAUCCAGACCAAACAGAACCAGUACAACAGACAGAAGACUAUUAAUUACCCGUUUAAAUGUACAGAAAAUCAGUUCUUCUAAAUGGUCAAUUAUGCUAAAUUAUUUGUGUGUUUGUUUUUGUGUGAUAUUAUCCUUGUAUAAUAUUCAAGCAAUCUGUGUAAAGUGUAAAGGUCUUAAAGUCAUUUUAGAAAGGCCCUGUUUUUAUUUUCAGUAUUAGUUUGUAAUAUACUGGCCUUGUGAAAUCAAAACUUUUAAUACUACAUAAUACAGUAUGUUGGUGAACUGUGUUAUAAAAUACUUGAACUGGUUUGAAUAAUGCUUUCCGUAAAAAAUGUUUGGGUGAAUCUCGAAAAAAUACGUCUGGGUCAUAUUUUGUGGAAAAUAAUAAUAAUAAAAAAUA